AUGGGGAUCCACCCUUCAUGGUCUUCAGCCAAGUGGGAGGUGGCCCUCGUUCAAGUGUGCCAAGGGGCACCAACCCUCUGGAGACUGUCGCAGAGGCAGCGCACAUUAUACAUUCUGUUGCAGAAUCUCACAGGCUUGGGAAAGGCCUGCUGCUCCACAGGCAUCAACCAACCACCACCCAGAAUCAGCAUCAGAAGAGCUGGCCGCUGGUGGUGGAGCCCAGGCCAAGCGGCAAAGUGUGGAAGCGAAGGACUUGCUGGAGGAGGCUGGGAUCCACUCCCAGCCUCGAAGCCAUGGCCGCCACCUCGGCCUCGCCCUUGUCCUGACAUCUGGUCAGCAACAGGGCCAGCUGGCGGCUGGUCAGUCGACCUCUAUUCAAAUCCUCUAGCUCGGCGGCUCCCAGUCGCGGCCGUACGACCUGGUCUGUUGUCUGCUCCUGCAAAGCAUGUUGGAUUCAGGCAAGGAAGGGAUGGGAAUCUAGCGCUCGUGUACCCUACCUAUGAUUGUCAUGCAGGCCAUGGGUGUGGGGAGAGAAGCUAA
Molecule: messenger RNA, 540 nt
Organism: Auxenochlorella protothecoides
Lineage: Eukaryota; Viridiplantae; Chlorophyta; Trebouxiophyceae; Chlorellales; Chlorellaceae
Exons: 1
Coding region: 1-540 (179 amino acids)
Source: RefSeq, a predicted model, not a curated record